AUGUACUCGAAGCGAGAGUUCCUCAGGUACGGUAUCACCGAAUGCGACGAUGAGAACCCCCCCAAAGAGCCCGAAUGCCCGAUCUGCCACCUAGAAUAUGGCACCACCGACAACGACACGCCUGCCGAGCAUGCCAUACGGAUCGAGCACUGCGAGCACACCUUCGGAUCAGAAUGCUACCGACAAUGGAUCAUGCCAACGAACCAGCGCUACACCACCGGGGACGGACAGCGCAACGCGUGCCCGAUGUGCAAGGCCGUGUUGUUCGCACCCCCGUGGUACAAUCGCGACGACGAGGUGCCCAGUGACAUCGAGAUGGCUAGUGACAGCGAGGAGUCUAGUGACAGCGAGGACGCCGAAGCCGCCCAAGACUCGCACACUUACGACCCGAAUCGUGUCUACCCUCGCCGCUCCGCUUCUCCGGAAGAAAAUGCCCACCUACGACGCGUCUACACGCUAUAUCACAUGCGCAUGGCCAACCUUGACGAAAUAGAAGCACAGCGGCUGCUGUUGGGGGCACACGAUGUGGAGCAGAAGGAACUGGACCGCCGCGACGCUGCCGAGAAACUUCCGGACAAUCCGAUUGAAGCGGAACGUGUGCGUAUCCAGCGUGAGGCGCGGCGUGUGGUGGCAGAGAGGAAGAGGGAUGGGCUGGUGUUCAACAUUUGCGCCAAAGAGGCCCGAAACGCUCGGUUGCUGAGGGAGGAGGCGGACGAACGGCUUGCGGUGGAGGAGGUGACGUGGCGACAAAAGGUGGAUGAUGAGGGAGAAGAGCACUCGGAGCGUCGUCAGCCGGGGUUCAGGGUUCUCCCUGGUGGACGCUUGCGUUGA
This is a messenger RNA of Mytilinidion resinicola, 831 nucleotides long. RefSeq lists its product as uncharacterized. Bases 1 to 831 code for a protein of 276 amino acids. Lineage: Eukaryota; Fungi; Ascomycota; Dothideomycetes; Mytilinidiales; Mytilinidiaceae. The transcript has a single exon. The record is from RefSeq and is a predicted model, not a curated record.